AUGUCUACUAUACUUGCCUCUCCAGAAGUAGGAUGUGCAAAAUAUCUUAGGCAGGAACUCAGAGAACAAGAACUUCUAGAUGAAAUUACCAGGCUUAGAUAUGAAGGGUCACUUCCUCCUUGUGUUGUAGGAUACACACGCAAUUCAUUAAUCAGAAAUUUUCAAAACUGGAAAGGUACAGCAUAUGUUCCAGAGAAAACAGAUGCAUCUUUGAGGUGGAGUGAAAGUGAUCCAAUGGAUAUACUACCUGUGGUUACAGACAGUCCAUGGCAGAUAAUUAAGAGAGGCAAAGAUAAGAAAGCAGAGCAACCCAAGAAAGCUUCAACAUUUGUCCCAGCUAAGGGAUCAGUUGCAGUCAAGCAUAAGCUGGAUGAUGAUGAUGAGAUUAAUAUAAAGAAAAAGAGUAAAAAAAUACUGAAGCCUAAGUCUAGCAUCAAGUUGGGACUUCAAUGGGAUGGUAUAAAUUACAGUUGUGCAUAUGAUAGCUUAUUUGUGAUUUUAUAUCAUAUUUGGAACAUAGAUCCUUCAAGGUGGACUACAAAUUUUACAGAGAUCAACCAAGAUUAUUUAGGUGCAUUGGCAGCUGGUUUCAACAAGGUGCUUGAAGGAACACUUACUUUACGAGUCCUCUGA
Messenger RNA from Laccaria bicolor S238N-H82, 633 nucleotides. RefSeq lists its product as uncharacterized. Lineage: Eukaryota; Fungi; Basidiomycota; Agaricomycetes; Agaricales; Hydnangiaceae. The transcript has 2 exons. The record is from RefSeq and is a predicted model, not a curated record. The coding region runs from base 1 to 633 and encodes 210 amino acids.